Molecule: messenger RNA, 1231 nt
Organism: Chrysemys picta bellii (western painted turtle)
Lineage: Eukaryota; Metazoa; Chordata; Testudines; Emydidae
Gene: PGLS
Product: 6-phosphogluconolactonase
Biological process (GO): carbohydrate metabolic process; pentose-phosphate shunt
Molecular function (GO): 6-phosphogluconolactonase activity
Source: RefSeq, a predicted model, not a curated record
UGUGCUCCUGAUUCCUUUCCGCCAGCUUCCGGCUGUCUCUCGGUAACUGCCCAAACUUCCGCUCCGCCCAGCACCCUCCGGACCGGCUGUUGCCUCGCCCCGUCCCCUGCUCCGGCCCCGCCAUGCCUGGCUUCGUACCCCGCCACAUCUCGGUGUUCCCCUCCCCGCAGGAGCUGGGCUCCUCCCUGGCGCAGCUGGUGGCCCAGCGGGCGGCCGAGUCCGGCGGCCGCUUCUCGCUGGGGCUGUCGGGCGGGAGCCUGGUGCGGAUCCUGUCCCAGGAGCUGCCCGCGGCCGCCGCCCUCUCCGGCCCUGCUGCCCCCGCCCGCUGGGUCCUGGCCUUCUGCGACGAGCGGCUGGUGCCCGUGGAGGACCCGGAGAGCACGUACGGCGCCUACAAGACUCACCUCCUCUCCAAGAUCUCCAUCCCAGAAAAUCAAGUGGUUAUCAUUAACCCCUCACUACCUGUAGAAGAGGCUGCUUCAGAUUAUGCUGAAAAGUUAAAAGAGGCCUUUCAAGGUGAGAACAUGCCUGUCUUUGAUCUGCUGAUUUUGGGAAUAGGGCCAGAUGGUCACACCUGCUCCCUAUUUCCAGAUCAUCCACUUCUGCAGGAAAAAGAGAAGAUAGUUGCCUCUAUUAGUGAUUCUCCAAAGCCACCACCUGAGCGGAUAACUCUAACAUUGCCUGUUCUGAAUGCAGCACGGACUGUUGUGUUUGUUGCUACAGGGGAAAGUAAAGCUGCCAUCUUAAAGCGUAUUUUGGAAGGCGAUGAGGAGAACCCCCUCCCUGCUGCUCUUGUCCAGCCUCAUACUGGAAAGCUGCACUGGUUUCUGGAUGAGUCUGCAGCCAAGGAGCUGACUGUUCCCUUCGAGAAGCACUCUAUCUUGUAGAACCAAACACUUGACUGGGUUUCAGGGUGGCGAUUCAGGAGCACUGGCUGCAGUUCUUGCAUAGAGCCAGCUCUACAACAUUCCAGAUUGAGGACUCUGGUUGUAGUACUUGAAUGUGGCACUAAAUUAACACUGUCUUUUGUUUCUCUUUUUUUAAGCAAGUGGUACUUUGUGGAGCACUGUAAUAAUCUGUGGUCGGGGAGGGGAGCUAUAAGACUCUCAAAGCUGGUCUCUAGCUGCAAAUGGAAAUGUUGGAGAUUGCAGAGGAGGACAGUAUGAUGCAGUCUGUCUUGUGAACGGUUAAUGUGUAAAGUGAAUGCACAAUAUUAAAGAUGUACAUUUCA